Cavia porcellus (domestic guinea pig) is the source of this 472-nucleotide messenger RNA. RefSeq names its product trefoil factor 3 (gene Tff3). The coding region runs from base 80 to 322 and encodes 80 amino acids. The transcript has 3 exons. Lineage: Eukaryota; Metazoa; Chordata; Mammalia; Rodentia; Caviidae. The record is from RefSeq and is a predicted model, not a curated record. Gene Ontology annotation, biological process: maintenance of gastrointestinal epithelium.
GCCAGGCAGCAUGGUAUAAACUGACUGCACAGGGCGGCCAGUGCAUCCAGAGCCAGGCAUCCCUGAAGCACACGUCGUCAUGGAGACCAGAGCGCUGUGGCUGCUGCUGCUGGUCGUGGCCUUGGGGUCCCUGGGUUGGGCUGACCCGUACAUGGGGCUGUCGCCCAGCCAGUGUGCAGUCCCGGCUGCAGAAAGGGUGGACUGCGGCUACCCCCGGGUCACCAAGGAGCAGUGCCAGAACCGCGGCUGCUGCUUUGACAAUAGUAUCCGCAACGUGCCCUGGUGCUUCAAGGCUCUGCAGGACACAGAAUGCACGUUCUGAAGCUCGCCUGCUACUGCUCUGCAAGCGGCCCCCUGCUCCCAGUGGCUGAGAGCCCCCGGUUCCCACUCCUGGCCAGCAUGCUGCUGAGCUGGGUCAAAGCCAGGGCCUCAUGUCCUGAAGAAUAAAGAUCCUGUGUCAGCAUGAGGACAA